Formica exsecta is the source of this 3389-nucleotide messenger RNA. RefSeq names its product LIM/homeobox protein Lhx9-like. Gene Ontology annotation, molecular function: DNA-binding transcription factor activity, RNA polymerase II-specific; RNA polymerase II transcription regulatory region sequence-specific DNA binding. The record is from RefSeq and is a predicted model, not a curated record. The coding region runs from base 584 to 2269 and encodes 561 amino acids. Gene Ontology annotation, biological process: neuron differentiation; regulation of transcription by RNA polymerase II. Gene Ontology annotation, cellular component: nucleus. The transcript has 6 exons. NCBI's taxonomy places the organism in Eukaryota, Metazoa, Arthropoda, Insecta, Hymenoptera, Formicidae.
GGUGAUCGAUUCUCCGUCAAUCAUUGUACGACUCGCAGUGUGAUCGAUAGUAUUGUUUUAGUGCGGGUGCCACGGUAUUUGGUAUUUCUCGAUCGUUGUCGGACAUCGCAGUGCGCCGGGGCGAUAUGGAUCACGAAUCACGGGUCUUUGGACUGUCGACAACGCCGAUGACAAUAGUUGGAUCCUGAGGUUGAGUGCUGAUUUGUGAAGUGACAUGAGUGUUAUUCGCGUAUGAUAAUAAUUCGCGAAGACACUGUAGUCGAUUUGGUGAAGGACGAGAUGCACACGUAAGGGCUCCUCCCUCGAUUAUCCUCGAAGUUUUACGGAGGAAUUCACACUUCUCCUUCCUUCUAUGUUUAGUGUGAUAUCGGGAGUGUCGCGAGGGGAGUAACGGCAGAGAGAAAGAGAGAGAGAAGAGAGGACGAGGGUGAACGCGCGUUAGAGGUGGAAGGAAGAGAGAACCCGAGCCACAGCGGACGCCAUCUCCGCGUUAUCGGCAAGCGGAUCCCUCGGGACUCCCCCCCGAGCAACAUCGGCGUCGCGCACCUUCGGCGGGAACUACCCCGCGACAGCGGCCACCCUGAUGGGAGUGUAUGAGGAGCGCGCCCCUCCUACCACCGGCAUGCACUGGCCGCCUAGCACGCAGGAGCGUGGCAGCGGCUUGGCUGUGGGGCGCCAAGGGGGACCCGGAAACGCGGGGGGACCCGGUGCGGUGGACCAGGCGCGAGAUCUGAGCCCCUGCCUGCCCGCGUCGAUGGGCGAUGCCGCGCGACCGACCACUCUACCGUGCAGCCCUCCCGCCGCCCAUCAUCACGGGCCCCUGCAUCAGACCCAUUGCGGUACAAACAACAACUGUUACGACAGCUCGACCACCCCUUACGAGUCGCGGGACUACGAUUCUCCCGGAGCGGGCAGACAAGAGUACAGAGGUGGUAACUUUGAGAACGCGAGUGACCUGAGCAUGCCAUCGCAGACCGCGCACCACCACCACCAUCAUCAUCACCACCAUCAUCCCCAUCUGCAGACGCAGGAGCAACAAACCACGACGGAGCACUUACAUGCUGUUCCCAAGCUCGAGCCGCCGCCCACGCCGCCCGCGCAAUCCGAGGACGUUCCCGGGGUAGUCUGUGCGGGAUGUGGCCUCAGAAUAUCCGACAGGUUCUAUCUUCAGGCGGUCGACAGGCGGUGGCACGCCGCGUGUCUCCAGUGCUCGCACUGUCGUCAGGGUCUCGACGGAGAGAUCACGUGCUUCAGUCGUGACGGGAACAUCUAUUGCAAGAAGGAUUAUUAUCGGAUGUUCGGCAGCAUGAAGCGGUGCGCACGCUGCCAGGCCGCGAUCCUGGCCUCCGAGUUGGUGAUGCGCGCGCGCGAGCUCGUCUUCCACGUGCGCUGCUUCUCGUGCGCGGCGUGCGCGGUGCCCUUGACGAAGGGCGACCACUUCGGCAUGCGGGAUGGCGCCGUCCUUUGCCGGCUGCACUACGAGAUGGGCGCCGAACUGCAUCCGGCUCAGAGCCCGCCGGUGCCGGUCUACCCGCCCGGGCCGCACUAUCCCGGCCAGCCCUUCCCCUCGCCCGAGUUCCUCCACCAUCAUCCCCAUCAUCAUCAUCAUCAUCAUCACCACGCGCCGCCGCACCCGCAUCACUCGAUGCAUCCCCAACACCCGCACGUUAGCCCGGUGUCGCUGCAGCCCUCCACGCCCGCGGUGCCCGAUGCGUCCUCGCCUCCCAAGGUGCCCUACUUUAACGGCGCCGCCGCCGUAGUCCCGCCGCCCAGGCAGAAGGGUAGGCCCAGGAAAAGGAAGCCUAAGGAUCUGGAGGCCAUGACCGCGAGCCUCGAUUUAAAUGCGGAUUAUAUAGACAUGCCCUUUGGUAGAGGAGGUCCUGGGACACCAGGUAUACCCGGCUCCAACAGCAGAACGAAGCGUAUGAGAACGAGUUUCAAGCAUCACCAGUUAAGGACGAUGAAGAGCUACUUCGCGAUCAAUCACAAUCCCGACGCGAAGGAUCUCAAGCAGCUUUCUCAGAAAACUGGCCUGCCGAAAAGGGUGUUGCAGGUCUGGUUCCAGAAUGCGCGAGCGAAAUGGCGACGUAUGGUGCUGAAACAAGAGGGCAAGUCGGACAAGUGCGACGGCGGGGUGGACGGCGGCAGCCUCGGCGACCUUGAGCUCUACGGGAACAGCGCCGGAAGUGGCGGGCCACCGAUGAGCCCGCCUUUCAUGCUCGGCGGCCCUCAUAGCCCCGCGUCCCUAGCGUCUCUGGACUGCGCGUGAUCCUCGAGGUCCAGGUUCGUCCUCCCUAACUAACGUCACGUCCUUGUCCCGCGAUACAACGUCGUUCGCGGCGAUUCCGGGAUGUUAUCGCGGACGGUUUCUUGCGCGAGCGAUUUCGCUCGCGAAAGCAGCGACGGAUUGUAUUACUAAUCGGCGAAUUAGCUGUAAAAAAGGAUAACUUUUUUUGCGAUGUCCAGCGGUUCGAACGGAAAUUGGGAUGAUUAGCGAAGAAUCGAUCGAGGACUGCGCUUCUCGAAAGCGCCGACUUAUCUCGAUUGAAUCCGAGUUUCUUCGGUGGCAAACCGAUAGAAAUACUCAAUUUUUCCUCGCGUCAUCUUGUCGAGAAGCUCGCAUAUCGGUUCGAACGGCUGAUCGAGACGACGUGAAACCGACGGACGUGUGGGCAUGUUGACACAUUCGUGUGGAUCCGUUUAAUUGAUAAAAUCGUUGUAUUUAUUGUAGCUCGAAUUGUGACGCUUCGUCGCAGAACACUAAAGUCGUUCAUUGAAGGCAAUGUAAUUAGUAACGAGAUCUAUUUAUUCGUCUAAGUGUAAUUAAGGGUCGCAAACACAUUACCAGUGCUGUGUGAAAAUCCAGCGUUUCGGGAGUUCUCGAAGAAUUGUCGACUGCUGACAUUUUUCAGCAGAACCUCACUUGUUAAUAUUUUUCGAAUGCAAUCGAUUAUUAUUGGAAUGUCGACGAAUCAAUUUGUUGGUUGCAUAUAUUGAAGUUAUCAGCAUUAUUUAUAUCAUAAUUUUUCCAACAGCAUGUAUAUAUAUUUUUUUCAUUUUCGCUGCAGAGAUAUUUUCGACAAAUUUGAUUACUGUUGAUCGAUCGAGAACUAAUGAAAUUUAUAUUCUGUUUUUACGCUGUCUUUAUUUUUUCUCGAAAAAGACAAAUAAUAGCUCAGAGAUUAACCAACACUUCGUCGAAUGCGCGAGAGUGAAACGCUGGAUUUUGACGAGAUAAUAUUAAUUAUUUAUAAAACACGAGCUGCGAGAGCGCGUUAUCGUAAUUGUAUAUUAUUGCUCAAGAGACGGCGAGACAGAUCCCCGAGAUUAAUCCACGGUUCGACACUGUUACUGUAAAUAAAGGAUGUUCCUCCUCGUAUGUGUAUAUA